AUGACGCCGAAAGCGCAAAGCGGCGGCUGGAGCAGGCACGUCCCAAGUUGCUUGAAGCAGAAACAGGCGGCGGGGGGAGGGGAGGAUGAUGAUACCACAGCGGGAGCUCCUGUGGGUUGCUCCUCGGUGCUAUUCCAGGCGCCCCUGUUCACGGUGCUGGUGGUCGUGUGGGCGGCCUGUGGCACAGUGGCAGCAGCGGGGCUGCUGUGGGACCGGCACGCGCAGUACGAGAGGCACAGGGAGGAGGCACUGGGCGUGUGGUGCAAGGAGCGCGCGAUCAUGCUGCAGCAGCUCGUGCUCACCCAUGCCGGGCAGAUGCAGACUCUUUCAGGUGUGAUCACAGUGAUGGGCAAGCCAGGGCAAGGAGGCAAAUGGGAGAUGGGUCGGUGUUUGAACGGCAGCAUGUGGGUGUCUUACCUCACUCGCACCGCACCAACUCGCCCGGGCAACACUGGUGCAGUCGCGUGUGCGCUGGUGCACGAUGCAGAGAGGGCGGCCUUUGAGAAGCAGUACGGCAGCAUAAAAGACAACACGCUGAUUGUCAGUGCCCACCGCCCCAUCUACUGCCCCAAGGUCCUCGAGCUCACAACGCUCUAUGCCACCAACGGCCCCAGCAACAUUGACAUGUUUCAGCGAUACUACUCACUGAUCCCGCUCGUGCUAGAAGGCCGGCACUUCUACUCCUGGCCCUACCCCCUCGCCAACCCCCUCACUCAUGCCGGAUUCGGUGAGUGA
Molecule: messenger RNA, 735 nt
Organism: Closterium sp. Yama58-4
Lineage: Eukaryota; Viridiplantae; Streptophyta; Zygnematophyceae; Desmidiales; Closteriaceae
Source: the annotation of a GenBank genome assembly